GCGACGUACGAUUCACGACUACUAUUUACGCCAUUUACGUUCCCAUCUCUCAUGUUUGAAAUAGGACUUUACGACUGAAAUGCGUCUGUCAUCAUCACAUGUUUAGUCGUGUAGAAUGGCGGCAACUCUUGGACCUGCACAGGGUGCAGACUCUGACCUAGACCGAAAUGUCAUUGAAGACGAACCUCGGGGGACAGAUGGAGACGAAGAAAAUUCACAGCAAACGGGUGCUACAAACGCUCCUCAGAGCCGCUUGGCGAAAUUACCUUUGGCUCGGAUAAAGGCUCUCAUGAAAGCUGACCCGGACGUCACGCUGGCUAGUCAAGAGUCUGUUUUCAUCAUUGCGAAGGCUACAGAAUUGUUUGUGGAAAUGAUUGCUAAAGAUGCACUGGUGUAUGCACAGCAGGGGAAACGGAAAACACUGCAAAGGAAAGACCUAGUUGUACUUUGCUUUAACUCUAUAGAUAAUGCCAUUGAAGCAAUUGAUGAGUUUGCGUUUCUUGAAGGUACCUUGGAUUGAUAUUUGCAGAUGGAGAGCAAAAGUACUGUGAAAACUGGAUAUAGACCUAGCCUACAUUGUGUUUAUCUAAUGGACUGGGAAGGAUAAUCCAGGAUAAUAGGACUGUUGUGGCCAAAAUCAUCGACAAGUGUUGGAAGUCACACUUUUCUUUGUGGGUGUAAGUGUCUUUUGUACAUAUUAUGAAACAGCCUGAUAAGUUUUUUGAAAAUAAACUUUUUUU
This is a messenger RNA of Alosa sapidissima (American shad), 740 nucleotides long. It is a transcript of the gene pole4, whose product is annotated as polymerase (DNA-directed), epsilon 4, accessory subunit. The coding region runs from base 116 to 520 and encodes 134 amino acids. NCBI's taxonomy places the organism in Eukaryota, Metazoa, Chordata, Actinopteri, Clupeiformes, Clupeidae. The transcript is spliced from 4 exons. The record is from RefSeq and is a predicted model, not a curated record. Gene Ontology annotation, molecular function: protein heterodimerization activity. Gene Ontology annotation, cellular component: epsilon DNA polymerase complex; nucleus.